GCCAAUCACACAAAAAUCACUUCCUGGAUGUCGCGAUUUUUCCUCGGAAACCUUUGCAGCCUCUUCCCGAUGACUACACGCUGUUAAGUGUCAUUCCAGGAACUCGACACAUUACGACCCAUCGCUACUUUACUAGACUCAAAAAUCCCCGAUGGAUUGUUUGUGUCUGGGUAAAUUCGUUUGGCUGCAUGUUAAAGCUUCUUCAGCUUUUUUUUAGCUUAGCUUGUUAGCCGCUAACAAAGAGGCGUUUGUUUUCCACAAGUCGCUAAGUAGUGUAAAGUGUUGUGAAUAUCGAGUGUAAAUGUGUGCAAAAAGUGCAAAAGACGAAUUCAGAGAGGAACUUUCUGGGAUAAAAGAGAAGAACGAGCGACAACGUCAUCGACUGGACGCUGUUUUCAAGAAGCCUCAAGUUUUAUUACACAAAUCAGACGCCACUGAAGGAGUUCUUCAUCUUGACAUGCAGGAGGUAGAGCCGCUUAAUGUGAAAGAGGAAGAGGAGGAGGCUGAGAUCACCAAGUUUCCAUUGACUGUCAUUGUGAAGAGUGAAGAUGAUGAUUACGACGAAGAAGGUGACAGAGACAACUGUGAAGGGCCACAAGCAGAGAGCCUCUUAGCUCCACUAUCAGAAAUUGACGACAUUUCGUCAUACUCCCCUGACACUGAUGAUGAUGAUGAUGAUGAUGAUGAAGAUUCUCAAGGUGAUAAGACAAGUCACAUGGACAAGAAGCAUGUGAAAUGCAUGCAGUGUGGGAAAACCUUUAGUUCAAAGUGGAAUUUGAAGGUUCACCUGAGGAGUCAUCAAGGAGAGAAACCGUUCACCUGCUCCGAUUGCGGUAAAAGAUUUACGAAUAAGGGAAAUUUGAACGUGCACACAAGAAUACACAAUGGGGAAAAACCCUUUUCCUGCUCAGUGUGUGGUCUGAGAGUAACUCAAAAGAGUGGUUUAACAACUCAUAUGAGAAUACACACUGGGGAGAAACCGUUUACCUGCUCGGUGUGCGGGAAAAGCUUCUCCAUCAAGGGUCAUUUAAGAAGGCACACCAGGACACACACUGGAGAGAGGCCCUUUGCCUGCUUGGUUUGUGGCAAACGGUUCUCUAUCAAGGGGCAUUUAAGAACGCACACCAGCAUACACACGGGUGAAAAACCUUUUGCCUGCUCCAUCUGCACCUUCAGUUUCAGUGAGCGCUCAAAAUUGGCCAAACACAUGAGAACACACUCUGGAGAAAAACCCUUUUCCUGCUUAGUUUGUGGGAAGAGAUUCUCCGCUAAGACGAGUUUAGUAAGACACGCAAGACUCCACAGUGGAGGCAACCCCGUCGCCUGCUCAGUGUGCAACUUAAGUUUCAGCGAUAAGUCUGGAUUGACUGAGCACAAGAGAAUGCACACCGGAGAGAAGCACUUUUGCUGCUCGGUGUGCGGUAAAAGAUUCACUCAAAGAGUGCACUUGACAUCCCACACAAGAAUACACACUGGCGAGAAGCCGUUCGGUUGUAGCGUGUGUGAGAGAACGUUCUCCCGUAAGGAUCAGGUUAAGAGACACAAGUGUGCUGGUGAGAAGAGCAGCGGCCACUGAAGCUGUGAUGAAACAAAGUGGACAAGUUAUCCCGAAUCAAAUGCAAGAUUAUAUUUUGUGAAGUCAUUUUGUGAGAUAGUUAUGUAUUUUUACUUAUGACAAACAUUCCUCACAGGCAUGAGUGAAUAUCAUUUUCCAUCUUUUAGUGUGUCCACUCACUCGCUUGCUCUGUAAUCUUCAAUAGUAAUACAAUUUUGGAGGUUGCAUCCAUCCAUAACCUGAUCUGCUUAUCGUCACGAGGUUCAGGGUUGGGUUGGAGCCUCUCCCAGCCGUCUUCGGGCAGUAGGUGGGCUACGCCCUCAACAAGUUACCAGCCAAUCGCAUCGCA
This is a messenger RNA of Hippocampus zosterae (dwarf seahorse), 1904 nucleotides long. RefSeq names its product gastrula zinc finger protein XlCGF52.1-like. Gene Ontology annotation, cellular component: nucleus. The record is from RefSeq and is a predicted model, not a curated record. Bases 302 to 1576 code for a protein of 424 amino acids. NCBI's taxonomy places the organism in Eukaryota, Metazoa, Chordata, Actinopteri, Syngnathiformes, Syngnathidae. The transcript has 2 exons.